Molecule: messenger RNA, 632 nt
Organism: Mytilus californianus (California mussel)
Lineage: Eukaryota; Metazoa; Mollusca; Bivalvia; Mytilida; Mytilidae
Product: glutathione peroxidase-like
Exons: 3
Coding region: 1-573 (190 amino acids)
Biological process (GO): response to oxidative stress
Molecular function (GO): glutathione peroxidase activity
Source: RefSeq, a predicted model, not a curated record
AUGAACUGUAGCCAACCAUCUUCAUCAAAAGAAAAUGUAUACGAUUAUAAGGCCAUGGAUAUCAUGCAUGAACUGAAUAUUAGUCUAUCCGUCUUUACAAACAGGAUCCUGGUUAUCACAAAUACUGCCUCAUUUUCUGGUCUAACGACACCUCAUUAUCUGGGAUUAAAUGCACUCAAAAGCAAAUUUGACGGCCAGCCAUUUGAAAUUUUGGCAUUUCCUUGCAACAAUUUUGAACUUCAGGAACCUGCAGAUACAGGGUUGGAAAUAUUAAAUUCACUCCGGUAUGUUCGUCCAGGAAGUGGAUACAUUCCAAACUUCGUAAUGAUGGGGAAAGUCAACGUUAACGGAGCAAACGAACAUCCUCUGUUCACUUACCUGAAGAAGAAUUGCCCUCCUGUUACAGAUAGGUUUGAAGACAAUCUGUUUUACUCACCUUUGAAAAACGGAGAUAUUCGAUGGAAUUUUGAAAUGUUUAUCAUUGACAAAAAUGGGAAGGCCGUUUUACGAUACAGCUCAGACAUUCAGCCACUGACUUUAGUUGACACUAUACAAAAAUAUGUUAAUACAUAAAUCAAGGAGGACAAAAAUGAUUGUUUCGUAUAUACGAUAACUUUGUUUACCACAAUGAU